This is a messenger RNA of Copidosoma floridanum, 1584 nucleotides long. RefSeq names its product glucose dehydrogenase [FAD, quinone]-like. Gene Ontology annotation, molecular function: flavin adenine dinucleotide binding; oxidoreductase activity, acting on CH-OH group of donors. The record is from RefSeq and is a predicted model, not a curated record. NCBI's taxonomy places the organism in Eukaryota, Metazoa, Arthropoda, Insecta, Hymenoptera, Encyrtidae.
AUGGACGUGCCAAUAUCAGCGUUGUACUUACAGCUCGACAAAAAUAUCAAUUGGGAGUACAUGACGGAUCCUUCAAAUGAAUAUUGUCUUGGUAUCGACAAUAGACAGUGUAAAGUAUCUAUGGGUAAAGUAUUAGGUGGAUCAAGUUCAUUGAAUCUGAUGCUCGCUGUCAGAGGUAAUAAACAUGAUUAUGACGAAUGGGCUCAACUGACAGGUGACAACAGCUGGUCAUACGAAGGAAUGCUGCCGUACUUCAAUAAAAUGGAAAAUUUUGCCAACGACUGGAUCGAAUACAAUGAUACGUAUCAUGGUUUUCAAGGUCCAGUUCACAUUAAUCAUGAACGAUAUCGUACUCCAUUGGUAAAAGCAUACAUCAAAGCUGGCAAGGAACUGGGAUUCCCUUCAGGUGACUACAACGGGCCAAAGCAAACAGGAAUACAUUACGUCCAAACUAAUCAAAUAAAUGGGGAAAGGAUGAGCAGCAAUCGAGCCUACUUACAUCCAGCUAAAAAUAGAAAAAACUUGAUAGUCAGCAUAAACAGUCACGUGAACAAAGUCUUGAUUGACCCUCAGACGAAAACAGCCUAUGGUGUGGAAUUCACUAAACAUGGAAAGAAGAUCAAAGUGAUGGCGAAGAAAGAAGUUAUUCUAUCAGCUGGUGCCAUAGCUUCUCCAAAGUUACUUAUGCUUUCUGGGAUUGGGCCUAAAAAACACUUGGAAAAAUAUAGCAUUAAUGUCCUGCAAAAUUUACCAGUUGGUCGAAAUCUGAUGGAUCAUGUGGUUUACGGUGGAUUAUUAUUUACAGUUAAUAAACCAGUUGGUAUCGUUAUAUCUGACUUACUAGAUCCAAAAAAUCCAGCAGUUACUGAUUAUUUGUACAAUAGGACUGGACCCAUAUCAACUGUAGGCAGUACAGAAAGCUUGGGUUUUGUUAACGUAGACAAUUUCGAUGACGAAACCGACAGUCCUAAUAUUGAGGUAUUAUUCGCAUCUGGUACCUUUGUUUCUGAUGCGUUUACUCAUGAAGUUUUUGGAAUAAAUGGAAAAUAUUGGACGGACUUUUUUGCUGAUAAACUUUACCGUCAUGGCUAUACGAUAUGGCCAAUACUUUUAAAGCCAAAAAGCCGUGGAAAAAUAUUGCUGCGAAGCGCUGAUCCAAAUGACAAGCCAAGAAUAAUUGCUAGUUAUUUUUCUGAUCCAGAUGACGUUCGAACUUUAAUAAAAGGAAUUCGAUUAGCCAUUAAAUUGAGCCAAACCAGGGCCAUGCAGCAAUAUGGUUCACAGCUAAAUGAUCGAGUAGUGCCUGGUUGCGAGAAAUAUGAACCUGAUUCAGAUGCUUACUGGGAAUGCGCUUUGAGGACAUAUACAUUGACUCUCUGGCAUCACUCGGGUACCUGUAAAAUGGGACAUGACGAUGACAAAUCUUCUGUCGUUAACACAAGAUUGCAAGUGAAAGGCAUUAAGAAUUUGAGAGUAGCAGAUGCCUCUAUAAUGCCCAAUAUUAUUAGAGCUCAUACCAACAUUCCAACAAUAACGAUUGGAGAGAAGAUUUCCGAUAUGUUGAAAGAUGAGUAUGGUUACUAA